AUGGCUGAUGUUGGUGUUGCACCUGAAGCAGGAGGAGCUUCAAAUCCAAAUGACCUUUUAUCCCCUCCAAAACAAGUUGAUAUAGAACAAGCUCCAUCGCCAGAAGAAGCAUUAGAACCAAAUAAAAUUAAACAAUUGAAAAAAAAUGCACAUCAAGAUAAUCAACUUAAUUCACAUUCAAAAUCAAAUGGGAAUGCUCAAAAUGGACAAAUAUCUAAUAAUAAUGAUCAUAAAGAUUUACCUAAUCCAUCAAUUGGUGAUGGUUUUCAUAAAAAUGUUAAUGCACGUCAAUCAGAUUUUAAUGAAAAAGACCCUACAUAUUUAAACAGACCACUUGUACCAUCAGCUUCAGCUCAAUCAGAAAAUAAAUCAAUACAAAAGAAUAAAUCCAAUGAAUCAGAAUCAAAACAAAAUAUUGAAGAUAAUGAAAAAUCUGCAGUUUUUGGAAAACAAGAUAAUGCAGGUUUAAAACCAAGCCCAGAUUUUGAUAUGUCUGAUGUUAAAAGUAAACCACCACCAAGACAACCAGUGGAUCCAACAUUUAGAGGAUGGAAAGAAGUCGGAGGAUAUGAAGCUGAUGAUGCCUUAACUGCAGCUGAUGAAUCAGUUGAUUUAUUAUCAAAGGGAUCUAUAUUCGAUCAAUAUUUACCAGCUAUAAUGUAUGGUGAUUGGUAUCAUAAUACAGCUUAUUUAAUUUUAGGAGGUCUUUUAUCAUGGAUUGUAGGAUGGUUUAGAUUUUCAGUUGCACCAUUAUUUUUUAUAAUGGUUAUAUUUUCAUUAUUAUAUCGUGCAUCAGUUAAAAAAUAUAGAGGUAUAUUAAGAGAACAAGCUCAAAGAGAAUUUUCAGUUAAACAAAUUGAAGAUGAUUAUGAAACUAUGGAUUGGUGUAAUUACUUUUUGGAGAAAUUUUGGUAUUUCCUUGAACCUUCUAUUUCACAAAUUGUUUGUGAUCAAGCAAAUCCUAUUAUGGCUGGUUUACCUAUUCCAGCUUUUGUUUCAGCAGUUUGGUUAGAUACAUUUACUUUAGGAACAAAACCCCCAAGAAUUGAUAAAGUAAAAACAUUAAUUGGAACAGCAGAUGAUGUUGUUGUAAUGGAUUGGGGUUUUUCAUUUACACCAAACGCUAAUGUUGAUGCUAAUAAUAAACAAUUAAAAAAUAACGUUAAUGAAAAUAUUGUUGUUAAAGCAACUGUAUUUGGUGUUACAUUACCAAUAACAAUUGCUGAUGUUUCAUUUAAGGGUUUAGCUAGAAUCAGAUUAAGAUUAAUGACUUCUUUUCCGCAUGUUGAAACAGUUAAUGUAUCAAUGAUCAAACCUCCACAAUAUGAUUUUAACACCAAAAUUUUGGGUGAAGCUUCUUGGUGGUGGGAAGUUUUAGCAUUUCCUGGUUUAUAUCCUCUUAUUAAUGAAAUGGUUAAAAAAUAUGUUGGUCCCAUUUUGUUUAACCCAAUGUCUUUUCAAUUAAAUGUUCAACAAUUAUUAGCAGGUAAUGCUUUAGAUUCUGCUAUUGGAGUUUUAGCUAUAAAUGUUCAUUCGGCAAGAGGAUUGAAAGGUUUUAAAACUCUUGGAAAUACAUUAGAUCCUUAUUUAACUUUUGGAUUUAGAAAUAAAGUGUUAGCAAGAACAAAAACUAUUAGUGAUACAGAUGCACCAAAAUGGGAUGAAACAAUUUAUGUUCCGGUUUCAUCAUUAUCAGAACCAUUAACCAUUAGUGUUAUUGACUAUAAUGAUUUUAGGAAAGAUAGACAAGUUGGUGCUGUUCAAUUUGAUUUAGAGGCAUUAAUUGAUAAUCCAAAACAACCUAAUCUUACUGCAGCAUUCUUGAGAAAUAAUAAACCUGUUGGUGAACUCAGUUUCGGUAUUAAUUAUAUGAAAACUUUAGAACCUGAAAAACAAGCUGAUGGUGCUACUACUCCACCACCAGAUUUGAAUACCGGUAUUGCAAGAAUUGAAGUUGUUGAAGCCAGACAUUUGAAAGGUGGUGAUAAAGGAGCAUCAACUAGUGCUGAACUUAUAUUUGAUAAUAAAACUGUUAUUGAAACUCCAGUUCAAAAAAAUACAAAUACACCAGGUUGGGGUGCUACAACUGAACAAAUUGUUUUUAAUAGAGCAAAAGCAAAAGCUAAGUUAUUGAUCAAAGAUCAAAAUGGAAAAGUUAUUGGUAAAAUUUCUCAUACAUUAAAUGAAUUAAUUGAUGCUACUCAAGUUGAGCAAACUUGGUUUCCAUUGAGUAAAGGUGGUGAAGUUAGAAUCAAUACUACUUGGAAACCAGUGCAAUUAGAGGGUGCAAGUGGAGCUGGUGGUUACACUAAUCCAAUUGGUGUUAUUAGAGUUGAUAUCGAACAUGCAGAAGAUUUACGUAAUUUAGAAACUAUUGGUAAAAUUGAUCCAUAUGCAAGAAUAUUAAUUAAUGGAUUUGAAAAAGCAAGAACGGCAGCAGUUGAUUCAUCAUUAGAUCCUACUUGGAAUGAAGUACAUUAUGUUAGUAUAUCUUCACCAAAUCAAAAAUUAACAAUUGAAGUUAUGGAUGUUGAAUCUCAUUCUGCUGAUCGUACUUUAGGUUCAUUUGAUGUUAAAUUAAAUGAAUUCAUUCAAAAAGAUGAAAGAGGACAAUAUAUUGAACAUGUUGAUAAAAAACAAAGAACUAAUAAAUUAAUUUCGAAAAAGGGUCCAAAAGGUUCAGUUACAUAUACAUUAUCAUUUUAUCCAUGUUUACCAGUUAUGACAUUACAAGAUUAUAAAGAUGAAGAAGAGGAUAAAAAGAAUGCAGAAGAAGAAAAGAAGAAAUUAGAAGAUCUUAAACAAGAUAGUAAAGCUCCAUCAGGUAUGGAAAGUUCAGAUGAAUUAAAACAACAAGAAUCUAAAGAUAAGAAUGAAAUUGAAGAAGAUGAUGAAGAUGAAGAAAGUUAUGGUCAAAAAUUAAGAUUAUCAUUAGAUCAAUUGAUUGCUUAUAAGAGUGGUAUUUUAGUAUUUGAAAUUAUAAAAGGAACUAUACCUAAAAAUGAUACAUAUUUACAAGUUUAUUCAGGUAAUCAAGGUUAUCCUGAUUUUAUAUCUGAAAAAUUAACUAAAAAAGAAUCCAAAAUUGAAAUAACAGGAGAUUCAACUAUAACUGAAUUAGAAUGGUCUAAAACUUGUUUUAGAUUAGUUAAAGAAAAAAGUGAUAAUAGAGUUGAUAAAUGUGUUGCAGAAUUAACUAUUCCAACAUUACAAUUAUUAAAAAAUGGUUAUGAUAAACCAAUGUCAAUUCAAUUAGAAGGAUCAGGAAAUGCUUCUUUUGAAAUUCGUUUUUCUUGGGUUCCAUUAAUUUAUCAAUCUGGAAUUCCACCACAAGAUUCUUCUGAUAAUUCAGGUAUAUUAACAAUUAAUGUUGAACAUGCAAAAGGAUUACCAGCAUCAGAUAGAAAUGGAUUUUCUGACCCUUUCAUAAAAUUAUAUUUAAAUACUGAAAAAAAUUCAUUUUUCAAAACUAAAACAAUUAAAAAGACUCUUGAUCCUAAAUGGAAUCAAAAAACAACUGUUGAAGUUGCUAAUUUAUAUGAUUCGGUUUUAAAAUUUGUAUGUUAUGAUUGGGAUAUGGCUGAUGCUAAUGAUUUAUUAGGUACUGGAUUAGUUGAUUUAAAUAAAUAUGAUAUGAAAAAAGGACCAGUUGAAGUUGAAAUUCCAUUAGAAAGUGAAGAAGGUGAUCCAGCAGGAUUUGCAUAUGCUGAAUUAUCUUUUAAACCUGAAUUUGUAUUAAACGUUAAACCAAAAUCACAGACUGGUAUUGGCCAAGUAGGUCAUGGUGUUGGAACUGUUGGAAAAGGAGUUGCUGGUGCUGGAAAAGGUAUUGGAAGUUUAGGAUUUAAAGGUGCAAGUAAAGGUGUUGAAGCUGGUUAUGGAGCAGCAAAAGGUGUUGUUAAGAAGAUUUUUUAA
This is a messenger RNA of Lodderomyces pseudojiufengensis, 3915 nucleotides long. Its product is annotated as tricalbin. Bases 1 to 3915 code for a protein of 1304 amino acids. The transcript is spliced from 2 exons. Lineage: Eukaryota; Fungi; Ascomycota; Pichiomycetes; Serinales; Debaryomycetaceae. The record is from RefSeq and is a predicted model, not a curated record. Gene Ontology annotation, molecular function: lipid binding.